GAACAAUGUCGCAAACAGUGAAUCUCGUCGUCGCCAACAACGUUGGUGGUGGAAUGCCAGAAGGCAAGUGUUUCCCGUGUUCACAUGUUUAUGGAAGAACAACUGCUGUGUAUUCAUGCCCUAUUAUAGGUCGUCAUAGAAUUUGUUCCCAUGUCAAAAUUGGAGGACUAAAGUCUGGUUCUUUGGCUGCAUCAUCUAUUGUUUGUGAAGCAAGGAGGGACCCGUAUUUCUCGAGACAAAACAACAGGAACGAGCCAUCCAGAGGAAGAAACGGGAACAAUGAUGGAAGAGUUCUCUUUGAGAAUUUUGAAGAAGAUAUGUUCAAAUUCCAGGCUGCUUCAGCCCCUGGCGCCAGAGAGAAAGAGAUUGUUGAGUUAUUUAAGAAGGUUCAGGCUCAGCUACGUGAGAGAGCUUCCUUGGUUAAAGAAGAAAAGAAAAUUGAAGUACCCCACAGACAUGUUAAAGAGAAUUCUGCUGUAGAUUCCCUUCUUAACGUUCUGAAGAGACACUCGGUUCAGCCAGUAAAGAAAAGCAGCGGAGAAGACCGUAACUCUGACCAGAUGCAAGAAAGUAAUCAAUACAAUGGAGUACAGAGCACUAAUUCUUUUGAUUCAAACAAUUCUCCAAAGGAUGAGUCUCGAGAUGCCAACGUUGCUGCUGUGGCAAGGCCUCAAUCAGUUUUCCAAAGAAAGUCUCCUGUUCCACGCGUAAAGUAUCAGCCUGUCUCCCAUUAUGAGGAUGAGACUAAUGUAGAGACAACCCAUCGUGUUGCACCAAAUUAG
Lathyrus oleraceus (garden pea) is the source of this 782-nucleotide messenger RNA. RefSeq names its product rho-N domain-containing protein 1, chloroplastic. The record is from RefSeq and is a predicted model, not a curated record. NCBI's taxonomy places the organism in Eukaryota, Viridiplantae, Streptophyta, Magnoliopsida, Fabales, Fabaceae. Bases 6 to 782 code for a protein of 258 amino acids. The transcript has a single exon.